AUGGUCCAACCUAACGCACAUCCGCCCUCGGCGUCUCUCGCGGCGCUGCUGCGGCACUUUGGUCUGCCGCCGAGCUGUCGCAGUGUGCAGGAACUCCGCGCCACGUACGUUCGCCUCGCGAAGCAGCUCCACCCGGACAAGAACGGGGGAAAAGGGUCGAGGGAGUUCGGCGAAUUGCACGAACGCUAUCUGGCGUGUCUUCACCUGCUUCAGUGCGCAGAAAGCCACGCGCGGAGCGCCGCGUCCCACUUUGGCGCCUUCGCCUCUUCUUCCCACGGCUCGCGGGGUCCGUGCACUCCCGGCUACAGGACGCGCCCCGACCAGAAUCCUGGCGCCUUCGCUGCGUCGUUCGCGGCAGGCUUCGAGACCCGACAGGCGCAGUGGACCUACGAGGAGUGGGCGGCGAAGAUGCGUGAGAAAAUGGGGCCGACGCACCGGCGCGGCUUCGACUGGCGAACCGCCGAGCGCGAGGCCAGCGGGGGAAGUGGGAACUUCCAGACGCAGCGGCGAGAGGCGCCGAGGGAGCGAGACUCGUGGAGGAAGAGCUGCCGAGUUGCAGGACUUCUCGGUGUCGGGUUUCUCUCCGCAGUCUUCAUGCAGCAAACAAGUGGAGACGCCCACAGGGAAUGGAACGAGCGCGUCCAGCGUCACAAACAGCCUGUCGGGCGCGCGAGAGAAACGCUAGAGGACAGGCGCGAUGCCGGCGGGGAAGACACCGAGAAGCGCGCCAGAGGGACGGCGGAGACCGCGCGCGGCCGCCGGGGCCUACCCGGAGGGGCGAGCGGAAGAAGCGGGAAUGAACAAGUGGGCGUGCUGGGGCGCGAGCUUCUCGGCGGGGAGGAAAGAACGGGAAAACAGACCGAAGAGGAGCCGCCAGCUGGCGAAAUGCUACGAGUGGACGACGCGCACCACGAGGCAGAGAAUGAGUACCGCAGAGGGACAGUGAAGAGGAGACUGAGACGCCGGAGCCAGUACGGCGAGAAAGAAAAGACGACGCCGCAUGUCGACGAUCUCAAAGAUGGAGGCGCGGCGCAGCAGCUCAGCCGAGAAGGUCAGGGGACCGGCUUUGUCGCGCGUGUCGUCCCUCCCGUCGAUGUGACCAGGGGCCACCGAGGCGUGCAUCGAGAGUCUCGGUAUAUCGCGGGCUACGGUGGAGCGACAGGGGCGGGUUUCGACGACUAUCUCGCGGAGUGUGAGGUGCAAAGAGAGUUGGCGAAGAAAAACGACACGAAACAAAGAGAGGUGAACGGAAGAGAAGACAGGUGUCCUGUGUCGCCGACGACAGCAGCCUUCGAAAGCGUUGGCGAGGUCGCGGGAAAGCGUGGAGUUAAGGGAGGCGGAAUCGGAGAUGGCGAGACGUCUUUCAGAGGAGAAAGGAGGCCUCGAGACAAAGCGUCGCCAACCAGCAGCGAACAGGCGGAAGCUCGAGCUGCGGCAGACGCGAUUGGUGCGGAGUUUAAGAGAAAUAUUCGCGCGCGCGUGCCUACGCCGAAUGCUCACUUCCGUCCUCACUGGCAGAUUCAGAACUGA
This is a messenger RNA of Neospora caninum, 1530 nucleotides long. RefSeq lists its product as hypothetical. The transcript is spliced from 3 exons. The coding region runs from base 1 to 1530 and encodes 509 amino acids. The record is from RefSeq and is a predicted model, not a curated record. Lineage: Eukaryota; Apicomplexa; Conoidasida; Eucoccidiorida; Sarcocystidae.